UAUUUAAUCGCCCUCCCCUCUCCUUCCCUCUUGUCCGAUAUAUCGAAAAGAGAUCGCUGAGCGUUCCUCCCCCGAUUCAUGAUCGAUGAUGGCCUCGGCCGUGGUAAACAACGUUGGAGUGUCGCCGGAGGGCUUCCUCGACUUCCCGCCGGCGUCCUACUCCGCCUACGGCUGGCUCAGCCCUCGGAUCUCGCUCAGCCGCGACCGCGCUGACGGCGACCAGCCCGCCCCUGCCUCCGCCGCCGCCCUGGCGGCGCCUUCCUGUAACCCGUUGGAAGAGCUGGAGACCGCCGGCAAUGACCUGGUCGACUUCGAGUUCCGGCUGGACGAUCCCGUCGCCAUGCUCCCCGCUGACGAGCUCUUCUCUGACGGGAAGCUGGUCCCCCUGCAGCCGUCGCCGGCGGCGUCGAAGCUGCCUGAUGAGUCCUCCUCCGAGAUCCGGUCGCCCGAGCAGCUGAAGUCGCGGCGGAGGGCGGAGAACGCCGCUGGAUUGGACCCCUACGUCUUCUCUCCCAAGGCGCCACGGUGUUCCAGCCGGUGGAGGGAGCUACUCGGCCUCAAGAAGGCACAAACCCCGAAGCCCGAUUCCCGGAAGCCCGUCGUCGCCGCUUCCAAUAACCCGAACCCCAAAUCUCUGAAGCAUUUGCUCCAUCGGAACCCAAGAUCGCGGCCGGCGGACUCGUCCUUGAGCCUCCCGCUGCUCCACGACUUGGACACCGAGUCGGUGUCCAUCUCCUCCCGGCUGUCCGUUUCCUCCUCCGGUCCCGACCACGAGGACCUCCCCAGGAUCUCCCUCGACUCCGAGAAACCGGCGGCCCAGAUCCCGAUCUCGCUGAGCCGGAACCCGCCGCGGGUCCGGGUGGCCCGGGCGAGAUCCGCUGCCGCCACCGCGGCAGGCGAAUCCCACCCACCGGCGAGGAUCGGCCGGAGCACGGUCCGGCGUGCGGCAGACCCGGGGGCGCCGCCGCCUCCGCCGCGGGGGUUGUCGGUGGACAGCCCGCGGAUAAACCCGGCGGGGAAGAUCGUGUUCCAGGGCUUGGAAAGGAGCUCGAGCAGCCCAGGAAGCUUCCACGGCGGUCCGAGUGUCCGGCCCAGGGGCAUGGAGCGGUCUUACUCGGCCAUCGUCCGGGUCACCCCGGUCCUCAACGUGCCUGUCUGCUCUCUCCGCGGCUCGGCCAAGUCGGUAUCGGUUUUCGCGUUCGGCCAGCUCUUUUCGGCCCAGAAGAAGGACCGGGACGGUUCGUCGACCGGUUCGCAUUCAUCAGGCCGGAGCGGGAAUGCCGGUGGGGCUAAGAUCAAGGGCGACAAAUCUUCGAGAGAUUAGGUAAACUCAGCCUCCAAAAAUUCGGAAAAAUCGCCAAGAAAAUGACAGAAAAACGCUCUUUUCCCCCUAAAAGCUGCUUAUUUUUGUUUUUCUUUUUCUACGUUUUUUCCUCCAAAAUCUUUUGGAGUUGGGGUUUAUUUUGUUUAGAUCCGCCUGUAAAUAUCUACUGCAUUAUUCUUUUCUUUUUGGUCUAUUAGGUUUGGAUCCGGCUUUCGUUUUUUCGGUUUUAAUCUCCGCCACCGCGCAAGCUAACUUUUAGGAGGUAUCAUUCUUAUUAUUACUACAUCACUAAUGACAAUUUUAGCAGCCGCAUCAUUGUCAGAUUAAUUUUAAACGUUAGUACCAGUAGGUAACUCUAAUAUGCUUAUUACUGUUAACAUUUUA
Molecule: messenger RNA, 1708 nt
Organism: Phoenix dactylifera (date palm)
Lineage: Eukaryota; Viridiplantae; Streptophyta; Magnoliopsida; Arecales; Arecaceae
Source: RefSeq, a predicted model, not a curated record